Salvia splendens (bonfire salvia) is the source of this 2121-nucleotide messenger RNA. Its product is annotated as UPF0496 protein At3g19330. The record is from RefSeq and is a predicted model, not a curated record. Lineage: Eukaryota; Viridiplantae; Streptophyta; Magnoliopsida; Lamiales; Lamiaceae. Bases 343 to 1467 code for a protein of 374 amino acids. The transcript has 3 exons.
AAAUCGCUGCAAAUCGCCAUCUAAUAACUGCGGAAGCAAUGUUGCCAUUUUCGAAUCCGAAGCAGCUAGCCCUCGCCGCCUUCGGCUUGCUCACCGGCGCCACCUGCAUCGCCAUCGGACCGCAUCUCUCUUUCUCCAAUAUCGCUUCUCAGCAGGCCAGAGUUCAGGCCCGCAACGAAUACGUCAGAGCCCGUCUCAGAAAACUCUUCGAAGAUUAAGCCAUAAAAUCUGCUCUUUUUGAUGGAGGCUACAAUAAACUUUCUCAUGGUCUCUGAACGAGAGUGUUUUAUUACGAUAUGAUUUUGGAUUUGCUGGUCAUUCCAUAUAAUUUAGCAGGUUUCAAUGCUGUCUUGUUUGAAGACACUGCCACCGCCAUCAACAACCAGUUAUUUUUCAUCCCCUGCUACACAAGGUGAUUCAGUUGAGAAUACCCCAACGUCAAGUGCUCAAACUGGUCAUAUUGACCUGACUCGAGAAUAUACUAUUGCAGUCCAAACAAGUUCUUAUGGUGAGAUUCGCAGAACAUUUGACCAAGAUAGCUCUUUUGACCAAACCGUAGUUAGCGGACAUUUGGAGGGAAUUGAGGGAGAUCAGUUGUUGGAACAAGUUCUUCAACCAAGCCGUGAGUGUGUUCAAGAGACACUUUCCAUUAUCACGCCCAGCCCGCUUACUGAUCUUGUUGCUACGUACUUCGAACAUAGCGAGGAGACUUCUCGUUUUUGCUUCCUUCUCUACCAGAAAGUCAGUCAGGCUCGCUUGGCAUAUGCUCCUAUUCACCAUCUUCUAGAGGACCUUCCUCUGGAGUUUGAUUCCAACUCAUAUUCCCUCUCUGAUUCCCUGUGCAACUUGGCAUAUAAUGUCUUUCUCCAGUUUGACCGUCUUGAAAAUCCCUUUCUCUCUCAUGCUUCUCAGAACUUCGAUAACAUGCGCCAGCGCUUCUCCCAGCUCACUCAUGAACUCGACCGUCAUCCAGUAAAGCCAAGGUCAAAGGUCCAUCUCCCACGAUAUUGUUCAGCAGAAUCUGCCUUGUGUUUGGUUGCAGUGGCUGUUGGUGUGGCCAUAACAGCCGUAGCAAUAGCUACCCAUGCUCUAGUUGCCCUUGCCGGAAGUCCUUUAUGUUUCGCUCUUUUCCCUUCCAAUAUGAUCAAGAAAAAAAGGUGUAGCCUUGUUCAGGUUGAUGAGGCUUCAAGAAGUGCUUAUGUAUUGCUGAGAGAUCUAGACACAAUUGAUCGCCUGGUGGCCCAUCUAAAUGGAGAUGUUGAAAACGACAAGUUCUCUAUCCGUCAUGCAUUGGAGAGGGACAUCGACAAGUAUCUCAUUCACGAGGUACUGAAACAGCUCAGGAGAAAUCGGCCAAGCUUUAUGGAACGGCUUGCAUAUCUCGAGGACAAUUUGUUUCUAUGUUUUGCUGCAAUAAAUCGGACCAGAGCACGUGUUCUUGAAAAGAUCCAUCCGCAAGAAAGGUAAAACCUCUCUGUGAAGAUUUUCGUGACACCACUACACGCGCAUGCACAAUGGCCCUAGUAUUGGUGUCUGCCAACUGCACAGGCUUUUCCACACUAAAGAUCUCUUGGUGUGUAAAGAGCCAGACUCCUGAUAUCUCUACGGAUUAAGUUGAAGGCAGAACUCUUGAAUCUGAUGAUGGAAUAUCCGCUUACGAUAUUCUACAGUGUAUGGCAGCAGCCGUUUCACCUGCAGGAUUAUGAUUAUGAAACUUACUGCAGGAGAACCUCCCGAAGAUCUAUGAACCUAUUCUGUCAACAUGUUGCAGCUCAACUAGGUUGAAAGAAUGAUGAUAUGGUCAAUACAUUCUUUGGAAGUUGGUUGUGCUAUGGAUGUUAGUCUGCGAACCUGAUCGUCUCGACCCUCUGUACUGACUGCUCUACGGAGUGAUUAUCGCUUUCUGGACUUCCCCUUUAAAAGGUGUGCUAUGUCAAUUAUGCAAAUAGCAUAUUCAACAUCAGUUCUGUAACAUUCCUUAAUAAGUAGCUUUGACUUCACAGUUGGCCAUUUUUUCUGCUUAACAUGAUGAACAUUCCUGAUAUUUGUAAUUCUAGCAUAGGUCUGAACUUAUAGUUGGAGACUUUGAUUCGAAAUUAAUGGUUAGAAGUUUGUAACUGA